Messenger RNA from Pseudogymnoascus destructans, 669 nucleotides. RefSeq lists its product as uncharacterized. The record is from RefSeq and is a predicted model, not a curated record. The transcript has a single exon. Bases 1 to 669 code for a protein of 222 amino acids. NCBI's taxonomy places the organism in Eukaryota, Fungi, Ascomycota, Leotiomycetes, Thelebolales, Thelebolaceae.
AUGACAAUCCAAUCGCAUGAGGGAGGGGUUAUCCUCCUGGCCGAAAAAUGCCUCUUUCCCAUCCGCAACGAUGGCAACUCAUCGGAAGACGCACCGAAAAAGAGAUGGGGAGUUACAAAGUUGUCUUCCUGCACCCUGAGAAAAGCAGGAAUUCUCAGGUCAUGUUCUUGCUCCGCCUGUGAGAACCAGACAAGCAGCCUAGAACAGAAAGACCUCCUGUACUUUUUGGCCACUGUCUGGGCUCUUCUCCUCUGGGAAUUUGCUGAGGUAGAUACGGUGCAGAUUGGCGUACACAAUAUAUUCUCUUCGUCAGCCGGGAGCGUGAAGAAGCAACAUAUGAGAUUAUUAGCGACCUCGCGAAGUCAGACUAAAACAGUUAAUGAACUGUUCAAGGCUGAGGGGUGGUCUGUCUAUAAUAUGGACGAGCGCCAUUACCCAUAUUUAAUACGGGGAUUGUACUUCAACAUGGUGAGAAAAAUGCGGUUGAACGGUCUUCCUAAAGGAGAACAAGGCGAAGAGGUAUGCCUCCAUCUCUCGCUUCCCAAUAUGAGCCUUGUGAAGAAGAAUGACCGAAUGAAAAACUCAUUUUUACAGAUCUGUGAUAUAACUUUGGUUCUCGAUAUUGACCAGAAUGAAUGUUUUCUUGUGUACAAAACAACAGUCACCUAG